AUGCUCUGGCUUACCGCACAUCCAUCGAGAGUCCCAGAGAGGAAAACGCUUGAGGAGCAGAGGCGUGGUCGUGUUGUUGCCCGUAAAAUCGAUGAGGUAGGCCACUCGUCUGGCAAGCUAACGACUACUAUGGCUGGAACUGCUGAUGCUGCGGCCGGCGGUCAGCGGAUGUGGUUAUGGUUGCAAGAGUGCAGAGCAGAGACUACGAAGGGAUAUGCGUCACAGGCGCAGCAGGCGAUAGGUAAAAUCAUUCCGAGUGCCAGUCAUGAUCACGAUCAGGUUGGAGCUGGAGGAUCACCGUCACCACCGGCUAGCAAUCCGAACGCACCACCAUCGCCACCACAGUGA
Molecule: messenger RNA, 348 nt
Organism: Angiostrongylus costaricensis
Lineage: Eukaryota; Metazoa; Nematoda; Chromadorea; Rhabditida; Metastrongylidae
Source: the annotation of a GenBank genome assembly